AUGAAGUACUUUUUUGUUUCAAUCUAUUUGUUUUUUUGUUGUUUUUUCUAUAAUAAUUUUGUUCUAAAUGAAAAAAUUAUUCCCAUAAGCCCUGCUGGCCGCAAUAAAUUAAAAAAAAAUAUUGAACACGAUGACGAUUUCAAAAUAAACAUACACGCCCCGGUUGAAGAUACACAAGAAGUACUUGAAUCUUUGGAUUCCUUAAUGAGGGUCGAAGAAAUUCAAAGAAAAGUCGAUGAAGAAGAGUUUAUGAACACUAAACAAAGAUUAUUAAAAGUCCACAAAAAAAGAAUUCAGGACAUUCUUGCGUCAGCAUUUGAACCUCUUCAUGACUUUUUACCAAAUCCAUUACAAUAUUUAAUCACUAAAGAUGUUCAUUCAUAUCUAAAGAGCUUGGAAGAAUGA
Molecule: messenger RNA, 405 nt
Organism: Plasmodium yoelii
Lineage: Eukaryota; Apicomplexa; Aconoidasida; Haemosporida; Plasmodiidae
Product: secreted ookinete protein, putative
Exons: 5
Coding region: 1-405 (134 amino acids)
Source: RefSeq, a predicted model, not a curated record